Oryza sativa Japonica Group (Japanese rice) is the source of this 1257-nucleotide messenger RNA. RefSeq names its product pentatricopeptide repeat-containing protein At4g38150. Lineage: Eukaryota; Viridiplantae; Streptophyta; Magnoliopsida; Poales; Poaceae. Gene Ontology annotation, molecular function: protein binding. The record is from RefSeq and is a predicted model, not a curated record.
CUGCGGUUUCUCCUCCUCCUAACCCUGCUGCUGCUCCGCCGCCACGGGAGAAGGAGAAGGGAGAUGAUGAGCUUGCAGAUUCCGGCGAGAUCCGGAGGGCUCCGCCGCCUCCUCCUCCUCGGAGGGGCGGAUGGGAUCAGGAGGCCCUACUCCACGGGCGACCGCCGGCGCCGGGUGAUCCGCGAGGCGCGGCAGGAGGAGGAGGACGAGGCCUUCCUCCGCACCCUCAACUUCAGCGCCGACCCGGAGAACAACCCCCCGCCACCGCCGCCGCCGCCGCCUCGACGACCCGGAGGUGCCCCCGACGACUCCUCCCCACACGCCGCGUUCCCCACCGACAUCCUCCGACGCGCCGCCGGGAAACAGCCGUUGCCGCCGCCGCAGCAACCCAUCGGGGAAUCGCUGAUGGAGAAGCUUAAGCUGGGCGACGCAGCCGCCACCUCCGCCGCGGGAAACAGCGGCGAGCGGCCGCAGCCUGAGCGCGAGCCGACGAAGCCGCCGCCGCCUGAGCACGAGGCGGCGCAGCCGGAGGACGUGGACGAGAUCUUCAGGAAGAUGAAGGAGACUGGGCUGAUUCCGAACGCCGUCGCCAUGCUCGACGGCCUGUGCAAGAGCGGGCUGGUGCAGGAGGCCAUGAAGCUGUUCGGUCUUAUGCGAGAGAAGGGUUCCAUCCCUGAGGUUGUCGUCUACACCGCGGUUGUCGAGGCUUUCUGCAAGGCACGCAAGCUUGACGAUGCUGUGAGGAUUUUCAAGAAGAUGCAGGGGAAUGGGGUUAUUCCGAACGCCUUCAGCUACUGGUUGCUAAUACAGGGGCUGUGCAAGGGUGGGAGGCUGGAUGAUGCAGUUGCCUUCUGCGUGGAGAUGUUUGAGGCUGGGCAUUCGCCGAAUGCCAUGACCUUUGUGGGCUUGGUUGAUGAGGUAUGCAAGGCUAAGGGGGUAGAGGAGGCUGAGAAGCUCGUGAGGAGUUUCCAGGACAGGAACUUUGCCAUUGAUGAGAAGUCCAUCAGGGAGCACUUGGACAAGAAAGGUCCAUUCUCGCCGGUCAUUUGGGAGGUGAUCUUUGGAAAGAAGAAAUCAGGCCGACCAUUUUGAGCUUUGCCAAAAGUAGUAUGUGCACAUUCUCACCAUUUUGUGUAGCUAUCGCCAGUGAUGCUUUUUUGAGAGUUAGUGUGCUUCUCUGGUUACAUUAAAAUGUUUAGCAUGAUGUUCUAUGUAACAAUCACUACUAUGCAAUCCCCAAGUCUGUCAUCUUUUUUA